This is a messenger RNA of Paraglomus occultum, 145 nucleotides long. Lineage: Eukaryota; Fungi; Glomeromycota; Glomeromycetes; Paraglomerales; Paraglomeraceae. The record is from the annotation of a GenBank genome assembly.
GAAAGUGAUCGCAAAGUUGCUUGACGUCCCAGAGCGCGCUGAUUGGAGGGCGUGCGUGACUAAUGAAGAGAGAGAACGGGAGGAUACAAAUCGAUUUAGAGAAGUAUUUAGCAAGUAUGACCCUAUUGAAUAUUUGAAAAUUUAA